This is a messenger RNA of Monascus purpureus, 4380 nucleotides long. Lineage: Eukaryota; Fungi; Ascomycota; Eurotiomycetes; Eurotiales; Aspergillaceae. The record is from the annotation of a GenBank genome assembly.
UGCCUCGUUCGUCGCUCAUCCCCCUGAUCCCGCCUUCUCUCUCUCCUCACCUCUUUUACUUCUCUCCGUUCUCCCACCUCCCCCUCGAUUUCCGCAUCUCUUGUCAUCUUUGUGAUGCAUUGUCCCUGAAGCCAGCGGAUACCUGUUAGCUUCUACUCUGCUUCUAACUUGAAUUGCUCUGUUCGAGGCAAUUCUUGCCAUUAUUAUUCUACUUCAUAUUUCCGUGGAGGUCUUCUUCGUCAAUUCGCUGACCCCUGGUAUGGUGUGCUCCCCAGCGCCCCGAUUGCUGUCACUUAUACUGAACGACCCUUGUAGGUGAUUUGUAUUAUUUAUUAGUUUUAAAUAUUUGAAUCCUUUUACCCGGGUAUUCCCCUAUACACCGUCUUUUUGCGCAUACCGAUCUAGGCAAUAUCAGCAAUCCGAUUCCACCUACCUCCGCCCACAAUGGCUUCCGAAGUUCCAAGUACCUCUGUCAAUGGUGGAUCCUCGCUGGCCGCUAUGCUGGAGCAACAGCAUGCCCGAGAUGAAGCCCACAAAGCUACCGUGGAAGAUGCCGUGGAUGAGGAAGAUAUUAAGCACCCCCCGCCUUCUACUUUAGUGAACGAUCGAAAGCCAGAAACCACCGCGAAGACUCCUUCGGCAGAAACUGCCGCCCCUGCUCCGGCGCAGCCGCCGAAGGCGAAAGCCCCCGCGUUCGAUGUGCAAUCCGAGGAGUUGUUCCCUGCCUUGGGAAGUGGCCCGAAACCAAAGACAGCGGCACCUGCCCCUGCUACCUGGGGUGCGGGUAAGCCGUCAGCUGCGGCCGCUGUUGCUAAUGGCCAUCUAAAUGGCCCUAAAUCAGGGUUCGGGUCUUCUGAUACCCCAAGAAUCAUGACUCUCCCUGGGAAGCAUAUUGAGCAGCUCCGACUCGCACCAUCCCAGAUGCUCCCGCGGGGUCAACUUAAGAAACCGUUGCGGGAUAUUCUAAGGGACAUCUCCAGACGUUCAAAAGCCAAUGUGGACAUGCGUGGCGGGCCUGGUGGUUCAAUCAUUUUUGAAGGGAAAGGUUCUGUGGAUGCAGUCAGACAGGCUCUCAAGGAUGUAGCGCAACAAGUCGGUUCCAAGCAAUCUGUUCGUAUCCCGAUUCCAGCCUCUGCUAGACCUCAUAUUAUCGGUAGACAAGGUGCAGUUGUUCAAGACAUUCAACAGCGCACCGGCGCUCGUGUACAAGUUCCCCGUGCCGAAGGGGUUGCUGCUGGGGAGGACGAUGACGACAGUGACUCUAUCGACGUCUUGAUCGAAGGUGACGCUGUUGCGGCUGAAAUGGCUCGUCGGGAAAUUGAGGCCAUUGUCAAGGAGCGCGCCUCUAACAUUAACUUGCGAUUAAAGUCAAUUCCCCCUGAAUUCUUCCCAUUUAUCGCUGGUGCUCACAACGCAAACCUGAGGGAAGUUGAGGACCGCACCAAGGCUCAAAUCCAUGUUCCUCGCUACGAUACUUGGCAAAUGCAACCACCUCCCCAGGAGGCUAGCCCCGGUCAAGUUCAAUUUAUUCCUGUCCCGGAUAAGCACAUUCACAUUUCUGGGGAGCGGUCAGCCGCACAGGAAGCACGCGCUGAGAUUGAGAGAUUGGCCAAUGAGUUGCAGCGACAGUUGACGCUCCGAGAGCUAGCAAUAAAUCGCGGCCAGCACCAGUUUAUUCUUGGGGAUGAUGAGGAUGCUUUGCAUGAAUUCCUUGCAGAUACUGGAUGUUCCAUCAUCUUACCUCCUCCUUCUACUGACAGCGAAUUCCUCACAAUUACUGGGCCACCAGACAGGAUUGAAGCUGGUAUCAACCGCGCCAUGGACCUUGCCACCAGCAUGCAGAUGGCAAGCAUUGAUCUGUCUCGUCAGCACCCGAAUGCUCCAGCUGGGCCUCAUGUACACGCGCAGGCUCUUACACGUUAUCUGCAGCAACGGCAGAUUAUCAAGGAGCUGGAAUCUAUGUAUGAUGCUCGAGUUGCACUACCAACGACUACGGACGGACCGAUUACCUGGGAGGUCUACUCUAGAGAUGGAAAGAACACCAUUCGGGCACGUUCGGAUAUUAUGAAUCUCGUUCAAGCCCAUCCGCCUUCGAGGCUACGCCAUGCGAAUGUCGAUCCCUAUUUCCACCCGUUCCUGCGGUCCCGUACCGUUUCUAAGCUGCAGGAUGACUUCGGAGUGUAUCUUCUCGUGCCUGAAGAAAUUGACAACCCAGAUGUCGUCCUUAUUUACGAAGGCCCGUCAACGCCAGGCUCUCCCUUCGAAGUUGCUAGGCAGCGUCCCUCUGCCACUGAUAUUGCUUCAUUUGAGAAGGCGCUCCAAGAAGCUCACGAUUACCUCAUGAGUUCCCUAGGUGACCAAUCGGACAUCGUGGCCAAGUCUGUCAGCGUUCCUGCCAAGUACCGGGAGAAGGUACGGAAAUUUGUUGCCCGUGAACAAGAGGCAAAGGGUGAGGAUCACGUUCCUGCCCGGUCUAUUGUUGGUGAUGUGCGCGAGAACCACUGUGAAGUUUCGCUACGUGGCCCCUCACGCUUAGUGGAAGAGCUUGAGUCGAAUAUUGCGGCUUUCGUCGUGCAACAGGAGAAGGAUGACUUGGAAAGAGGGUACACAACCACAUUUGACUUUCCGCAGAAGUUUGCCCACUUCCUAAUCGGGAAAAGAGGAGAGAACAUCAACAAACUUCGGGAAGAGUUUGAUGUUGAUAUCAAAGUGGAUAAUGGCAAGGUUGAGGUCAAGGGACCUAAGGCCAAAGCCGAUGCCGCCAAGGCUAGGAUCAUUAACUUGGGCAAAAAGCUGGAGGACGAGACCACUUACAUUCUAAAGAUUCCCGCCCAGUACCACCGAGAGCUGAUCGGACAGAGGGGCAGCCAAGUAAACAGGCUUCAAGAUCGCUACAGCGUCCGUGUGCAAUUUCCAAGGGCUACAGUUUCUGUUCCUAUUGGGGAUGACCAGUCCGUGGCGGACACGGCUAGUGACAUUGGUAGCACCCGAGUCAAUCGGCCGCAGCAGGCCUCGGAUGAGGUUAUCGUCAAGGGACCAAGCAAGGGCGCCGAUGCGGCCCGCGACGAAAUACUGAGCUUGUUGCAAUGGGUGGUCGAUCACUCGUACAGUGCGACCGUAUCUGUGGCGCAGAGCCAGAUUCCAUCGCUGAUCGGCCAGCGCGGUCGGGAAAUGGACAAACUUCGUGCUGAUACAGGCGCUCAGAUUGAUGUUCCUGGUGCGAAUGAUGCGGCAGAUGCCUCUGGUAGAGUGGAGAUCAAGAUUAAGGGUACGAAGAAACAAGUUGAAGAGGCAAAGAAAAUUUUGCAGCAACGUUCGAAGGAGUUCGAUGCUACCGUCACCAAGACUAUUGAGGUGGACAAGAAAUACCACAAGGCCUUGAUAGGUGCGGGUGGUGCCAACAUCCGCAAAAUUAUUGCUGAAGCCGGCGGCCCUGUGGAUAGCAGUGCUGCUCGCGUGGUGAAGUUUCCCCGUCCGGAGAGCAAUGAGGCUACUAUCAAACUUGAAGGAAACGGCCAGGUUGUCGACAAGAUCAUCUCUGCUAUCCAAGACUUUGUCACGGAGAGAGAAAAUCAGGUCACUGUCACUCUGGAAGUUCCCCCGGCCCAACAUCGCCUGCUGAUUGGCCGUAAUGGCGAGACCAGACGUGGGCUAGAGUCAAAAUUUAACAUUACCCUAGAUGUUCCUAAGCAAGGGUCUGGUCGCUCGGACGUUAAGAUCAAGGGACCCAAAGACGCUGUUGAGGAGGCUAACAGCCACAUCCUGUUGUUCCUUAAGGAGCAGCAAGGUGAAACGGUCCAGGUUCCCCGGCACCUGCACCAUGCCGUUUCUGAAAACGGCGCCUUUUUCCGUCGCCUGCGCAAUGACUAUCACGUAACAGUUGACCACGCCGGCCAGCAAGUGCCACCGAAGCCUACGCCGGUAGACACUCGCAAUGCCGUCAAUGGCACCGGAUCUUUGCCUCUGAUAACAGACGAGCCUAGUAACACUGCGGAAACCCAUUCGUGGAAGGUCAUCGACGUCAUCCCUGAAGCCGUUAACUCAUCACAGCCUUCCACUAUUCCAUGGGUCCUCCUUGGGUCUUCGGAGAACGUUGGUAAGGCCAAGGCAGCGCUGGAGAAGGCAGUUUCCACUGCAUCCCAGCAGUCUUCAACAGGCUACCUCAUCCUACCAGACCCGAAGACGUACCGCUUUGUAGUUGGACAGGGCGGCAGCCAAAUUAGUUCAAUCCGGAAGAAGACCGGUUGCAGAAUCAACGUCCCCAAGGAUCAAGCUAGGGGCGAAGCGAUCGAAAUUAAGGGAAGCAAGAAAAGCGUGGAAGACGCCAAGGAGCUCAUCCUUGAAGCUGUCCGUGCUGGAUUAAGCAAUAGCUCAAGAUGA